AUGAGGUUGCAAGAACUUCAAGAUGCUAUAAACAAACUUCCAUUGAGACAUCCAAUUGACGUCAAAUUGUAUUGGAGAGCAUCUGAGUUAGGUCAGAAGGUUUUAUAUGAAACAGGUUGCUUCGACGAUGUUUAUGAGAUAACAGGAGAAGUUUCUCAGAAGAUAAGAGACUCACUUGAAUUUCCACAAACUGGACCAAUUGGUUGCGACAAGUUCGACUCAGAUGAAAAGAUAUACUAUGUCGACCUUAACGCUGCAUACAUGAGGUUUGUCCAAUAUAUUCCGACUGGAAUUCCAAACGAAGAUGGUGAGUUCCCGGGAAGGAACUAUACAGUUGGAAAAGUCAUACAACAACUGUAUGAUAUUAGGAAAGCUUCAAACCCCAAACUUGCAAUGACACUCAAAUUGCUUAUGAAUUCGACAUGGGGAUAUUCCAUUAAGAAACCUCAAGAGAUGAAGAGUAAACAUUAUGAGAAGGUCGACAACUUUGUUGAAAGGUUUUCUCCUUUUGUUUUGAAGUACGAAUUCACUCAAGGUCAAAGUGGCUUAGUAACCACAUUAAAACCUAUUGUCGAACAUUGGUCUUACCCUCAGUUCGCAAAGGCAGUCCUUGACAACUACAACAAAUUCUUCUCCGAAGUCAAAUCCAAAGUUGUGGUUUACUAUGAGAACAUUGACGCACUCAUGACGAACGAAGAAGGAUACAACAAACUCAUUGAAAUGGGCAUGGUCGGUGAAAAGAUGGGUCAAUUCAAAUUGGACAAAAUUUUCACCGAAGUUCAUGUCCUCUCCAAGCGUAAGUACUGGGGCAUACUUGAAGACGGCACAGAAAUAAAACAUUGCAUGAAAUAA
Messenger RNA from Trichomonas vaginalis G3, 852 nucleotides. Its product is annotated as DNA/RNA polymerases family. The record is from RefSeq and is a predicted model, not a curated record. Bases 1 to 852 code for a protein of 283 amino acids. The transcript has a single exon. Lineage: Eukaryota; Parabasalia; Trichomonadida; Trichomonadidae.